UUGAAUCUGCAGAGAACUCAGAUGAUUCAUGAAGGCAGAUGAAGACGAUGUUGUCCUUGGAACCCAGAGCCCUAGUCCUAGUCCAGCUGUCACUAAAGUACCUGCUCCUGGAGGAGCUGUUGGGCACCUGUGCGGGAACCCAUACUCUGCACUAUGACCUCAUGGCCUUGUCUCUGGAGGUGUCAAGGAAGUCCCAAUUCAGGGCCCAGGGAUACAUUGACAAUGAGCUCUUCCUGCUCUAUGAUGGCUACAGGAGAAGAGCAGAGCUUUGGGGGCCUAGGAUCAAGGGACAAGGAGGAGCUGAGAUUUGGGCAAGAGAGACUGAGGGCAUGCAGGAGAAGGAGGAGCAACUCAGGAGGAUGCUGACUGAGGUCAUGACCCAGAAGGGCCAGCAUGGAGGUGAGUAG
This is a messenger RNA of Peromyscus californicus insignis, 407 nucleotides long. RefSeq names its product MHC class I-like protein MILL1. The record is from RefSeq and is a predicted model, not a curated record. Gene Ontology annotation, biological process: antigen processing and presentation of endogenous peptide antigen via MHC class Ib; positive regulation of T cell mediated cytotoxicity; antigen processing and presentation of endogenous peptide antigen via MHC class I via ER pathway, TAP-independent. The transcript is spliced from 2 exons. The coding region runs from base 39 to 407 and encodes 122 amino acids. Gene Ontology annotation, cellular component: external side of plasma membrane. NCBI's taxonomy places the organism in Eukaryota, Metazoa, Chordata, Mammalia, Rodentia, Cricetidae.